This is a messenger RNA of Verticillium alfalfae VaMs.102, 1085 nucleotides long. RefSeq names its product GTP-binding nuclear protein GSP1/Ran. The record is from RefSeq and is a predicted model, not a curated record. Lineage: Eukaryota; Fungi; Ascomycota; Sordariomycetes; Glomerellales; Plectosphaerellaceae. The transcript has 6 exons. Gene Ontology annotation, biological process: ribosomal subunit export from nucleus; protein import into nucleus. Gene Ontology annotation, cellular component: cytoplasm; nucleus. Gene Ontology annotation, molecular function: GTPase activity; GTP binding. Bases 146 to 802 code for a protein of 218 amino acids.
CUUCACAAAAAGCUCAGCGGCGACACCCUUCGACGACCGACAUCACAACUCUUACCCAUCCACGAUUUCAGCGGUCGCUUUCUGCCCCGCUUGUUUACCGUUUACUACCUCAACAAUCGCAUCGCUUGACCGCGCAUUCGCAACCAUGGCUGCCGAGCAAUCGCAGACCCCGACCUUCAAGCUCGUCCUUGUUGGCGACGGUGGCACCGGAAAGACUACCUUUGUCAAGCGUCACUUGACUGGCGAGUUCGAGAAGAAGUACAUGGCCACCCUCGGUGUCGAAGUCCACCCUCUUGGCUUCUCGACCAACUUCGGCAACAUCCAGUUCGAUGUCUGGGAUACCGCUGGCCAGGAGAAGUUCGGCGGACUUCGUGACGGCUAUUACAUCAACGGCCAGUGCGGCAUCAUCAUGUUCGACGUCACCUCUCGCAUCACCUACAAGAACGUGCCCAACUGGCACCGCGACCUUGUCCGUGUCUGCGAGAACAUUCCCAUUGUUCUCUGCGGUAACAAGGUUGAUGUCAAGGAGCGCAAGGUCAAGGCCAAGACCAUUACUUUCCACCGCAAGAAGAACCUCCAGUACUACGACAUCUCGGCCAAGUCCAACUACAACUUUGAAAAGCCCUUCCUCUGGCUCGCCCGCAAGCUCGUCGGCAACCCUGCCCUCGACUUUGUGGCUGCCCCUGCGCUUGCCCCUCCUACGGCCCAGGUCGAUGAGAAGCUCCUAGCCGAGUACAAGAAGGAGAUGGACGAGGCUGCGGCCAUGCCCCUCCCUGGCGAGCAAUCUGACGACGAUUUGUAAGGAACGAACAUGUGUUUGGGUGCGACACUCGGCUCGUCACGAACAUGUGGAGCGAGGAAGUCUGCAUCGGCCGAGAAUCUGAACAAGAUUCAAUGACGGCACUCGGUAGCUGGGCAGUAGGCUGCCGCAUGCCAGAGGAGUGAACGGAGGAAACCUGUUCGGUGGACGGGCGGACCCUUUAGAAACGAACCGUGAUGAUGACACGCGUGCGCGAGUACCAGUGGACUCGUGCUAGCUCUAGCUAGAUAGGUUUAGCGAAUUCACCAGAGCUUUAUGCUCAUCC